UUUUUUUUUUAUAAAAAUGAGCGAGUUUCUUUCAGAAAAUAAUGCAUGCGGACAAAAUUUACUUAAUAUUGUCUCUGUGGGCAACUCCAUAAUUGCAGAAAUACUGCGACUUAAAGAAUAUGUUCCUAGUAUUUAUCGGUUGCAAAACGCAGCUGAUAAACAGAAAUAUGCGGAUAUUAUAUUAGACUUUAGCUACUUCAAGGUAGCUGAAGCACAUGAAAAGAAGAUAGAGGGUAGUCCGGAGCUCAGCGACUUGGACUUGGAAACUCGCACAAAUCACCUUCAGCUAAUAACACGCUUCUACCUGGCCUUUCAGAGUAUACAUCAUUAUGCUACAGAUUUGCAGCAGUAUAUAGAAGAGCUAAAUAGUGGUUAUUAUAUACAACAAACGCUGGAGACGGUGCUGCAGGAUGAGGAGGGUAAACAGUUAUUGUGCGAAUCGCUAUACUUGUACGGCGUAAUUUUGCUCGUCUUGGAUUUACAUAUUCCUGGUGAUGUGCGGGAGCGUCUUUUGAUUGCCUAUUAUCGCUAUAGUGGAGGUGAUGCCACACCCAGCGGCGAUGAUAGCAACAUUCAUGAUGUUUGUCUACUGUUGCGCUCCACGGGUUUUGUACAGCCGACACAGAACCAGGCGAUGCUGCCAGUGAACAAAAUAGUGUCUGUGCCCAGCUAUCCAGAGUCUUACUUUGCGCGUUUUCGCUUCGAUACUAAUUUUAUAGAUUUAGUUUUGGUUCGCUUGCGCUGCGACGACAUUUACAACCAGCUGGCCAUCUAUCCACAUCCAACGCAUCGAACCACAGCAUUAUCGACUCAGGCUGUGAUGCUCUACGUUUGCCUUUACUUCGCGCCCCAAGUGCUGCACACCCAAAGUGCUCAAAUGCGUGAGAUUGUGGACAAGUUCUUCAACGAUAACUGGACACUUUCCAUUUAUAUGGGUAUCACUGUAAACUUAAUUGAUGCCUGGUCAUGCUUCAAGGCCGCUAGCACAGCUGUGGCCAAUGUAGUUACACGUAGUUCACUUGAACCACUCUGCCAGCAGAAGCGCGAACAGAUGAAUAAAACGCUUCAAAAAAUCGGAGAGAUUGUACGUGAAGGUGUCUUGGAUGAUGUCUUCGUACUGGAGCAUGCCAAUCAGAUAAUUGUGUUGAUGCGACAAGCUAAUGUGCUGUUACGUUGGUAUUGCCUUCACACACGACCCGCCGUACUUAUCAUCUUUAACCAGGCGACAUUAGCGCAACUACAUCAAAAAUUACUUUCUGCACUCGAAUUUGAUCCUGGCAUGCUCUACCACCUUUUGCUGGGUUGUGGCGAAUUAGAGCUGAAUGUUAGGGAGCUGUUGGCUGAGCUUCAAAACAAUCGCGAGCAACGAUGGACGCACAAUCGGGAUGCUGCAAUUCAAUAUCUGAGACAAUUAAGUGAAGCCUUUGGGGGAUCACGACCAUUGACCAAAAUGGAAGCGAAUCCUCAUCUACAGCAAUGGUUUGGUCAGAUAGCUCAUCGUCUACAAAGACUGGAGGUCGGUAAACCCCAAAAAUCGGGACGACUGAUCAUACAAGCAAUGCAGGCAUUGGACGAAGUCCAGGAAUAUCACAAUUUACAUGCAAAUAUGCUGGUCAAGCAGCAGUUGGAGGAAACUCGCGAUCUACUAAAUCAGAUGGCACAGUUAAUCAACCUCAAGGAAGAUAUCGAGAUACACAUUCAGAUGAUUAGCGAUUUCAGCUACGCCUGGUGCUUACUGCAGCGAGAUUUCAUUGUGAUCAUGCAGAAUCACAUUAAAGCCUUGCCACGCGCUGUCAUUAGUAUACGAGCUGUGUUCCUGAAGCUGGCCAGCACGCUGGAGGUGCCCCUGAUGCGAAUCAACCAAGCCAAAAGCGAGGAUCUGAUCUCUGUAUCUAACUAUUACAGCACAGAGCUAGCGAACUUUUUGCGACGUGUGCUUCAGAUUGUGCCGGAGACAAUGUUUAGCAUUCUGGCAAGAAUAAUACAGCUGUUAACUAAUGCCAUUAAAGAGUUUCCAACACGUCUUAGUAAGGAUAAGAUACGCGAAUAUGCGCAGUUCGAAGAGCGUGCGAAGGUGGCGCAGCUCACCAAUUCCAUUGCAGUAUUUACCAAAGGUAUACUAAUGAUGAAAACAACUUUGGUGGGCGUCAUUGAGCUAGAUCCCAAACAGCUGCUUGAAGAUGGUAUACGUAAGGAAUUUGUCAACCACUUGGCUAACGCCUACAAUUUAGGCCUUAUAUUUACGCCAGAGAAGAACAAGACGUCUGUGCAGUUGCUCCAGGAGAAGCUCCAAGCGCUGGCUAAGACAAUCGAGGGUUAUCGCCGCUCCUUUGAGUAUAUCGAAGACUAUUUGCGUGUACAGGGCCUGCGUAUAUUGUUAGAAGAAUCGCAGCGCAUUAUUAAUUACAAUGUGGAAAAGGAAUGCAAUUGCUUUUUGCGCAACAAAGUGCAGGAAUGGCAAUCCCGCUUCCAGUCUCAAACAAUACCAAUACCAAACUUUAAACCAUUGCAGGGAGAUGCUACCAAAUCGGACAAUUUCAUUGGGCGUCUCGCAAACGAAAUAUUACGUUGCACGGAACCAAAGCAAACGAUUUAUUUAGAUUUAAAGUGCACGUGGUAUGACAAACGUGCACCGCACCAACAGCUUCUACCUGGUUCCGGUUUUUUCCACGUGCUACGCGAGGCUAUGGCACCGGCAGGGAUGGUGGGCCUGGAGAGGCUCUAUGCGCACAUGCUGGCAGAUGAGUUGAAGCGUUAUAUGGGCAGACUGCAAAAGAAUUUAAAUACGGAUCGAAUGUGGUGUGAUGCGCUGAACAGUCUGACCAAGGAGCUAGAAUCCCGUGACUUUCCCAGUGAAGUGGCCAAACACCCGCUUAAAUAUUAUCAAAGCUAUACACAACGUUGGCUAAAGGUGUGGCCCACACUCCUCGACUGGAUGCUUUCUAUUGGACAUAAACAGCUGCUGCGCCAGCAUAUUGCCGGCGAGCUAAGUUUUAGCAGCAAGUGUGAUGCCAAGUUGCUGGAGAAUACAACAGAAACACUGAAUCGGGCCUUGUUGCUGGAACUGUCGUCUAAUAUGAAACUGUACAAUGAGCAGGGCAUGAGCAUGCUUACCGAGCUGCAAGAAAUACUUCAGUAUACGGGCAACUAUGAUCCUCUGGAGCAGAUCUUUAUGACCCCCAAAAAUUCGCACAAUAUGUCCUUAUUUCUGUUCCUCUUUACCAUUGCGCAUGUGGGUCGCUUGCAGCAUUCUGCAAAUACGGACUGUUUACUUCCAAAGUCUGCUAAAGAUGUCAUUGAUUGUGUGCCCUUAAUUCUGGGACUACUAACAGUACUUCAACAAUUUCACAAGAAUGUUAAAACGCUGUAUAUCUCCUAUUUGUGCCAGUAUGUUGUAACUGUGGCCGAAGCACAACUACUAGAUAAGGAGGUAUUGGGUGCAGAUGUUAUUACUAUGCUGCACUUCCUGCAGACUUUCGUACGUAUGGCUGGUUUACCGCUUAGUGUCCUGGAGCAGCGUGUACCUAAUAUGCUUUUAAGCGAGUUUCAUUAUUUAUCAACCCCUGUAAAGUAACAUUCAACUCUAAAAUAAAUUUUGAUUUUGAUAAAU
Drosophila arizonae is the source of this 3610-nucleotide messenger RNA. It is a transcript of the gene Strump, whose product is annotated as WASH complex subunit strump. Gene Ontology annotation, biological process: endosome fission; endosome organization; regulation of actin nucleation. Lineage: Eukaryota; Metazoa; Arthropoda; Insecta; Diptera; Drosophilidae. The record is from RefSeq and is a predicted model, not a curated record. Gene Ontology annotation, cellular component: WASH complex; endosome.